AUGAUGCCACACAUUCUUCCGGUAGCAUUGUUUUUUGGCACAGGAAUAGUGUAUCUUCUGACCCGCCGUGUACAAAAGGCCAAGGGAAUAUGGGUGGAUGUCCCAGUUGUCGGCGGUAAAACAAUGCUAGCAUCGUGGAUAACAGCAUUCCGUUAUACCCGUCACGCGCGUGCAUUGGUGGAAGAAGGCUACAAGAAGCACAAAGACUAUGCCUUUCAGAUCCCGUCAUUGUCGGGCUGGCGAAUAUUCAUCUGUAAUCCUGCCAUGAUCAAAGAAUACCGAAACCUGGACUCGGAUCAAAUGUCUCUUAAUCCGAUCAUAGACGAUUUAUUUCAGACAAUGUACACCAUGCACGGUGGAGCCGACAGUAUCCACAAAAUACCGAUCCCAACCGUUACCAGAGGUCUAAACUGGCAACGAAAGAAAGCCGAGAUCAAGGAUGAUAACUACUUUGUGGAAUUUGUCAAUGAGGGCAAAUACGCAUUAACUACCAAGCUCCGUAUCGCAGACAAUUCCGGCUGGACUCCCAUCCCAUGCUUCGAUAUCUGCGCGGAAGUUGUUACACAUCUCACAGCCUGGACAGGUGGUGCCUACAAGCGGAUUUUUUAUUUCGAGCUUUCCAAACUUCCUGAAACCGUAGGUGAUCCAACCUACGGGAGUGACAUGGAAUAUCAUAGCGACUCUACUGAUCAUGAUGUCGAUAGUCUAGCGGCCCUGAUGUGCGCCGCUCCUAGAGUUUCAAGGCGUCUCGAACAUGAAGUGUCUGAAGUACUUACGCAGAAGCGAGUACUAGGCGUAAUGGAUGCGAAAGAUCUAGCAGGAUGGAUGAUGGAUUGGGUUGAUAACAAUGCCGCGUCACGGCUCAACGACCAAAGUAUCUGUUUGCAAAUUGUGUCUCUAAGCUUUGCAGCGAUACAUAGCAGUGCGCAGGUUCUGACGCAUUGUCUGUAUGAAAUUUCCCUUCGAAGCGAGUACGUUCUACCCCUCCGUGAAGAAAUCGAGAAGUGCCUGAGGAAGUCUGGAGGCUGGAACAAGGUGGCCAUUGAGUCGAUGCAAAAGCUCGAUAGCUUUAUCAAAGAAUGCCAGCGCUACAACACGAUGGAUUCUGGUACGAACCUUACAGAUCGGCCAGGAAAGCCUGCCAGCUAUAUGACGCAUAUACUUACCGCUUCGCCCGCAGGAUCUUUAGCCCGUCGAGUCAAAAAGGAUUUGAUUUUCUCUGGUGGAUUGGUCAUACCUUCCGGAAAUGACAUAUUUUCUCCUAAUACUCCGGCUCUCUUUGAUAAGAAUAUGUACUCCGAUCCCGACAGGUUCGAUGGCUUCCGUUUCUAUCGAAUGAGGAAACAAGUCGGGCAAAAUGAAAGCCACAAGUUGAUAUCGACCAGUCCAACAUACUUGAACUUUGGCGACGGGCGUCAUGUUUGCCCUGGGCGAUACAUGGCCGCGGAUAUGAUGCGUCUGGUCUUAGCCCAUAUAAUAAUGCACUAUGAUGUGGCCAUUAAAGAUCAUGGGCCACGACCGGCAAAUCGAACCUUCAAAACUUUUCUAUUGCCUGACAUGACAGCAGAGAUCAUGCUACGGCACCGGUGUAGUUGA
Molecule: messenger RNA, 1596 nt
Organism: Penicillium odoratum
Lineage: Eukaryota; Fungi; Ascomycota; Eurotiomycetes; Eurotiales; Aspergillaceae
Product: cytochrome P450
Exons: 9
Coding region: 1-1596 (531 amino acids)
Molecular function (GO): oxidoreductase activity, acting on paired donors, with incorporation or reduction of molecular oxygen; iron ion binding; heme binding
Source: RefSeq, a predicted model, not a curated record